GAGAUAAAUUUGAUAGAGCCGGAGCGGAUUUUUCAUUCUUCCAAUCAUAUCACAUAUCCCCCCACCCAGAACGAUUUUCGUCCUCCUCCUCCAACCCUGCAACAAUUUAGAUCCCAGCUUCAACUAUCCACUUUCUCGUUUUUCUGGCAUAUUUACGUGUUGGCGGUUGACAUCCUUACCGAGACGGAGAAAAGGCAUAUGUUAAACCGUGUUAUCCUGUUUGCAAAAUUAGGGUUUUGAGACUUCCGUUUUGUCAUGGGUUUUGGAAUCGAUGACGAUGUUGUGGUUGAUGACGGUGACGGGGAUGCCGGCGCUGGAGGCAAGUCCUUUGGUUCAGUGUCUUGUUCAAUCUGCCUCGAGGUUGUUGCCGAUAAUGGAGAUAGAUCGUGGGCCAAGCUUCAAUGCGGGCAUCAAUUUCAUCUGGAUUGCAUUGGUUCAGCGUUCAAUAUUAAAGGGGCAAUGCAAUGUCCGAAUUGUCGGAAGAUUGAGAAAGGCCAGUGGCUUUAUGCUAAUGGCUCUCGGUCAUUUCCAGAAUUAAGCAUGGAUGAUUGGGCACAUGAUGAGGACCUUUAUGAUCUUAGCUACUCUGAAAUGUCUUUGGGAUUUCAUUGGUGUCCGUUUGGUAGCCUAGCCCGACUUCCUCCAUCUUUUGAGGAAGGGGAAUUUUCAUCAUCUGCAUAUCAUGAUAUAGGGGGACAACAUGCCAUAUUCGCCGAACAUACAGCAUCUGCUAGUCAUCCCUGUCCAUUUAUUGCGUACAUUGGACCAAUACAUCCGUCUUCGUCCAACUCUGCAGGAACGGUUUCAGAUGCUUCUUCUAGCUUUACCAACCCCUGGAAUGGCCCAUCUUUGCCCAAUGACAUGCCAGCUUCCUACACUUUUCCUGCUGUGGAUCUCCAUUAUCACAGUUGGGAACACCAUUCAUCGCCUUUCUCUACAGCCAGCAGUGGUCCGGGUACUGCUGAUCAGCCAUCCAUAUCGCCUGCCAGUCAAAGGCCAGCCAGGGGUGGUUUGGAUACUCCAAGAUCAGGAUCUUUUAUGCAUCCUUUUCUUGUUGGGCACAGUUCCGCUGCUGCUUCGUCAAUGAUCCCCCCUUAUCCAGGAAGCAAUGCUCGGGCACGUGACAGGGUCCAAGCUCUUCAGGCGUACUAUCAACAGCACCAACCUAGUAAUUCAGUCAUGCGGACGCCUAUUGCCUCGGGAACCCGAAGAUCUAGCAGUCAUAGAGGAUCAGCACAGCUAGGACCGGUGGCCUCAUCACCAGACCAAGGAGGCGGCUUCUUUCUCGUUCCUUCAACAGGACGCAGUUUUCAAGAAGAAAACCAUCUACCAAGUCGCUUCCGUGCAUGGGAAAGAGAUCCCUUGACUUCCUUGUCGUCAAACCAUGUUGAUAGAGAGUCCGGUUGGGUAGCGUACCACCAGCCUCAUGGCGGGUCAGACCCAAGUGUGAGAUCAUUAGGAUUUCGAUUAAGACACGGGUCAGAGCGAGUGCCUUCGCAAAAUCGGUGACAUGCGUGUUGCCCUGCGAAGAAAACUUUCACUGCUAGGGAAUAUCAAAAUUUUAUAUAUGCUUGAGAAAUGUUUUAAGUGAUGAUUCGGCCUUGCAGACUACAGACUCUGGGUGGCCUGGAAUUCACCUGGCUGACAGGUGGCAGUGUGAUUGAGGGACAUUAACUUGCUUUGGUUUCUUAUCCUCCGGGGGGAUAAAAUAAGAUGAUAUCUUAUUGGAGAAAUCAGGCGUUGAGAUGACACGUUACGUCAACUGGAGGAGGGCAGCUGCCGCUGGACUGUAAUGACUGACGUUCGUGCUAAUGCUCGUUGUAUUGAGAAUUCAAGUACUGGGUCUUUGCAUCUCGUGGUGAGGCUGAUUGUUGAGAUUUGUGCAAGAACUGGUCCACCGUAUGGAAAUUGCAUGACAGCUCGAUUUCGCUUGCAUGAUGAUGUUCGAGUUCUGAGCUUGGUUAAAAGAAUUUAUUCCUCGGAUUUAGUGUGAAAUAUGAUCGAGGAUAAACAGUUCUUAUCGUGAUCAUGAUACCAUGGAAUCUUGUGAAAAUGGUUAUUCAUUUAAAAUGGGUAAGUAACCGUUGUAACGGAAGAGAGCUUGAACAUAAUUAAAAUUAGAAUGUCUAGGAAAAGGUCGUUCUUUGAAACUGCUCUCUACUCUAGCUUUGGGCCCCACGUCUUUCAUCAUUGCCUUUAAAUUUAAUUCGGGACUUCAUUUUAGCCACUUUUUUAUUUGAAAAAAAGAAUUGCAAUC
Messenger RNA from Prosopis cineraria, 2257 nucleotides. RefSeq names its product E3 ubiquitin-protein ligase RFI2-like. Gene Ontology annotation, molecular function: ubiquitin-protein transferase activity. The transcript is spliced from 6 exons. The coding region runs from base 256 to 1509 and encodes 417 amino acids. NCBI's taxonomy places the organism in Eukaryota, Viridiplantae, Streptophyta, Magnoliopsida, Fabales, Fabaceae. The record is from RefSeq and is a predicted model, not a curated record.